Bactrocera tryoni is the source of this 3084-nucleotide messenger RNA. RefSeq lists its product as uncharacterized. Gene Ontology annotation, cellular component: membrane. NCBI's taxonomy places the organism in Eukaryota, Metazoa, Arthropoda, Insecta, Diptera, Tephritidae. Gene Ontology annotation, biological process: sodium ion transmembrane transport. The transcript has 11 exons. The record is from RefSeq and is a predicted model, not a curated record. The coding region runs from base 1 to 3084 and encodes 1027 amino acids. Gene Ontology annotation, molecular function: ligand-gated sodium channel activity.
AUGUCUCUGUUGGAAGCGAAUAUGAAACCGCCAUUAAACAGAGACACAAAAAAAGACAUUUACAUUGUGAAAGUCAAAGAAAUGAGCGAGAAAUCAUGUUCUAAAAUCGAAAAAGGUAAUCAUUCUCAAUACAAAAACUGUCAAGACAUUUUUCAACAGGAGUUGGCUGCAUAUGGUAGAGAAACGAGCGUGCACGGUUUGAAGCGCAUACUAAGCAAUGGUACAGGACGAGUGGAGCGCGCACUUUGGGCUCUGUGUGUCGCGUCUGCACUGAGCCUGCUCAUUUACUUCAGUCAAUACCUUGCUAAUCGCUUUACUCAAACUAUAUUCAAAACCACCAUAUACUCCACCAAUCAUCCCAUUUACAAAGUACCCUUUCCCGAAGUGACUAUAUGCAACAAGAAUCGCUUGAAUUGGGCGCGCUUGGAAGAAGUAAAGCAGAAAUUUCUGUGGCAUGCACAUCAUAACACUUCGUAUGAGCGGCUCUUCGUAGAGAUUGCCGCCAUGCACGACACAUACUCUUUCGGUUACUUUGAUCGUUUCGCGAAUCUAACAGAUAAGCGGAUAACCGAACUCAAUUACAUCAAUUUCACUGAGGUGGUGCGUAGCAUGACUUGGCGUUGUGAGGAACUGUUAACGGAUUGUGUUUGGCGCAUGCAAGCUAUGAACUGCUGCGACAUCUUCAUAAGACGACGCUCGACUUUGGGCAUCUGCAUGGCAUUCAAUUCAAUAGAAUCGUCUAGCGGGCGUUUGAAGCAGGAAGUGGACUCGAAAUGGCCGUGGCGUGUGGGUACUAGUGGUUCGAAGCACGGUCUGCAGGUUCGUACAUUACUCAACGAAGACAAGCAUUCGCCGUACUCGACCACUUCGAAAGGUAUUACGAUCAUGACUGUGCAACCCGAAGUGUGGAGCUUUACGCCUAUCGAUAUACCGAAAGAUGUUUAUGCACGUGUGUACCUCGACGCGUUCAUGAGUUUCUUCGAUCCAGAGACGAGGCGUGUGUCAUCGAAGAAGCGACGAUGCGUCUUUAAGGACGAACAGGAUAGUCCCGACUUUAAAACACUCAACGGACACGUUUAUAUGUAUGAGAAUUGUCAAGCUGAAUGCCAGCAAGAGUACCUCAUGAAGUUUUGCAACUGUACUGUGGAUAUAUUUUUCCCAAUCGGCGCGUACCCAGUAUGUAAAUUGGUGGACCUUCCAUGUUUGGCACGCCACAACCAUCUUGUUCAAUAUUUCCAGGAGUCAAGUAAGGAGACCUUUACGACCAAUCAUCCGGGCAUGGUAUGCAAGUGUUUUUACAACUGUCGCUCGUGGCGCUACAAUAUAAAGGUGCGUACCAGACCUCUGGAACAGAAAGAGCGCUGGAAAACGAAUGAUACUCUGUUGUUGGAUAUAAAUUUCCAACGAGAUUUUAUUAUCGUCUAUAAAACGGAUAUAGUAUACACUUGGGUCGAUUUUCUCUUUUUCAAAACUCAUCGCGCCUCCAAAAGAAUUUCAAACUUCAGAGGUUUGUCUAGUGCAAAGAGAGUGAGCGUGCAGGAGUCCAGUCCGCGUGAGCAGGAGUGCAAGGUUUUAGUCAACUUGGUGCAAGAAUUCGGCCAGGAGACCACACUUCAUGGCGUAAAUGUAAUGUUGGCGCCAGGUGUGAGCAAAUUUGAACGCGCUCUCAGCACGAUCGCCUUCGUUGUCGCCUUUAUUCUCCUCGUCUGCAUGUGUCUCUUUCUCGCGUCACGCUUUGCGAAGGGACAAUUCAAGACAGUCGUCGAGAACACACACUUUCCAUUAUAUAAAGUGAAAUACCCCGAGGUAACGAUUUGCAAUAAGAAUCGGCUUAAUUGGUCGCGUCUACUGGAGGCCAAGGAUAAAUUCCUGCUACCGACGCAUCGCAAUAACUCCAAAGAAGAGCUCUUUACCGAAAUAAUUGGACUGUACGAUACCUUCACCUUCGGUAAGUUCGAUCGUUUCGCACAGUUAGAGAAGCAACCGUUAGAUGAACUGAAUUAUAUCAAUUUCACUGCCGUGGCACGUUUUAUGGCCUGGCGUUGCUGGGAGAUCCUCACGCACUGCAAAUGGCGGAGUCACGCGUAUAAAUGUUGUGACAUCUUCAUGGAGCGCCGUUCACAGUUAGGUUUCUGCGUGUCCUUCAAUUCCGUGGAAAAGCCUAAAUGGCACAAAAAUGACUCAACGUGGCCUUGGCGCACGAAUAGAGGUGGGAAGUAUGCGGGACUCACCGUUAAGGUUUUGUUGAAUAAACAACAACAUUUCACGGGCGGUAUUGAUGGCAUAACGGUAAUGAUUGUGGAACCGGACGUCUGGUACUACACACCAAUGGAUAUCCCCGGUCAGACGCGAACGCGGCUCACUUUGGAUGGUUUCCUUAAUAAGUAUGAAGACGAGACGAGGCGUGUACCUUCCAGUGAACGUGGUUGUGUAUUUAAGGAUGAGCAGAAUAGUGACGACUUCAAAACGCUUUAUGGUCAUCGCUAUCGCUUCGAAAAUUGCCAUUCUCAGUGCCAGCAGGAGUACCUCAUGAAGUAUUGUAACUGUACGUUGGACAUAUUUUUUCCACCGAGCCCUUAUCCGCACUGCAGUCUCGUGGAUUUCCCUUGCCUGGCUAAAUAUAACAACUAUCUUGUCAACUUCGAGAUACCCGGUCAGGAGAAGUACAUGUCCAGCAAAUAUCCGGGCAUUGUGUGUAGCUGUUAUGUGAGCUGCGAUUCCCUACGCUAUUUUGUUGCAAUCAAGUCGAGGGACCUUAUGCCCUCAGAAUCUGUGGAGAACCGUACCGUUGUUGAUUUAGACGUGUAUUUUGAACGAGAUUUCAUUACAAAAUAUAAGACGAUUUUAGUUUUCACCUGGAUCGAUUUGAUUGUUUCAUUUGGCGGCACCACCGGUCUGUUUUUGGGUUGCUCUCUUAUAAGUCUUGUGGAGUUAGUUUACUUCUUUUUUGUCGUCGUGCCGCGGCGUGUUAGAGAGAAGCAAGGGCAACCACAUCAACUAAGACGCAGACCGUCCAGGGUCGAGCAGACGCAAAUUAAGUUGAAAGAAUAUCGUGAUGUAUACAGGGCUCAGAAGAAGUUCUAA